Messenger RNA from Nerophis ophidion (straightnose pipefish), 2248 nucleotides. Its product is annotated as isotocin receptor-like. The transcript has 3 exons. NCBI's taxonomy places the organism in Eukaryota, Metazoa, Chordata, Actinopteri, Syngnathiformes, Syngnathidae. Gene Ontology annotation, cellular component: membrane. Bases 70 to 1245 code for a protein of 391 amino acids. Gene Ontology annotation, molecular function: vasopressin receptor activity; oxytocin receptor activity; peptide binding. The record is from RefSeq and is a predicted model, not a curated record. Gene Ontology annotation, biological process: female pregnancy; positive regulation of vasoconstriction; G protein-coupled receptor signaling pathway.
CGGACUCUGGCCUGGUUGUCAUAAAGUCUCAGAGUCAAGCAGACUGGACUCAGUGAGACAUGAGGACACAUGAUCAUCAGCAGCAUCAAAGCUUCACCAUGUGACCCCCCUCCUGGCGCCACCAUGGAGGACUUCCUACCUGGUCCCCACAACGUGUCCUGGUCCAACUGCACCAAUGCCACCAGGGCCAACCCGUUGAAACGCAACGACGAGGUGGCCAAAGCCGAGGUGGCCGUGCUGGUUCUGGUCCUCCUGCUGGCCCUGGGCGGCAACCUGAGCGUCCUGUGGGCCGUGCACGCCGCCAAACAGCGGCAGUCUCGGAUGCUCUACUUCAUGUGGCAUCUGAGCAUCGCCGACUUGGUGGUGGCGGUCUUCCAGGUGCUCCCACAGCUCAUUUGGGACAUCACGUUCAGGUUCUACGGGCCCGACGUGCUGUGCCGGCUGAUUAAGUACUCCCAGGUGGUGGGCAUGUUUGCGUCCACCUACAUGCUGGUGCUGAUGUCCAUCGACAGGUGCUUGGCCAUUUGUCAGCCGCUCAGACCGGCGCACACCACAAGGGACCGCAUAUGCGUGGGCAUGUCCUGGCUGCUCAGUCUCAUCUUCAGCACGCCUCAGGCGUACAUCUUCUCCCUGCAGGACGUCGGGGACGGCGUGUACGACUGCUGGGGGGACUUUGUGCAGCCGUGGGGGGCCAAGGCCUACGUGACCUGGAUGAGCCUGAGCAUCUACAUCCUCCCUAUGGGCGUCCUCAGCGUCUGCUACGGUCUGAUUUGCCUGAAAAUAUGGCAGAACUUCAACCUCAAGACCAGGAGGGAGCACUUCCUGGCUCGGGCCCCCAAGGGCGCGCACCACCUGUGUCGGGUGAGCAGCGUCAGGCUCAUCUCCAAGGCCAAGAUACGCACUGUCAAGAUGACUUUUGUGGUGGUGCUGGCCUACGUCCUGUGCUGGACUCCUUUUUUCUUUGUCCAGAUGUGGUCUGCCUGGGACCCUGCAGCUCCCAGAGAAGACGCAGCCUUCAUCAUCGCCAUGUUGCUGGCCAGUCUGAACAGCUGCUGCAACCCUUGGAUCUACAUGUUCUUCGCGGGUCACAUGUUCCAGGGCGUGACGCGGGGCUUCGUCUUCUGCUGCUGCUCUUGCAGCCGCUUCCUGUCCGCCUCUUCAGGCAGCCGCCAUCACAACAUCAACACCAGCAGCAAACAGAGGAGCUCGGCACACACAUCCAGCACACACACGGACGCAACAUAACAAAUAUUCUCCCAUCAUUUUUCAUAUGAUAUGAAUGCCAAGACAAGUUUCAAAAUAAUAGAAAUAUGAAAAAUGAUUAUUAUUGCUGUAAAUUGAUCAUGGUUACAGUAUAACACACAUGAAGUCCUACAAGAUGCAAUAGACAGUAAAUUACUGAGAGGUGUCCCUAUUAAUGUGCCCAUCUCCCUGGGACAAAGUAAAAAAAAACUCCCCUUAUGAAUCAGUACCUCCAAGUCCGAGUCCAUGGUUCUCGUCCGGAAAAGGGAGGAGAUCUUGUUCAAGUACCUCGGAGUCUUGUUCAUGAGUGAGGGAAGAGUGGAUCAUGAGAUCGACAGGAGGAAUCGGUACGGCGUCUUCAAUAAUCCGGACGCCAUAUCGAUCCGUUGUGGUGAAAAAGGAGCUGAGCCGGAAGGCAAAGCUCUCAAUUUACCGGUCCAUCUACGUUCCCAUCCUCACCUAUGGUGGUGAGCUGUGGAUUAUGACCGAAAGGACAAGAUCCCGGGUACAAGCGGUCGAAAUGAGUUUCCUCUGCCGGGUGGCGGGGCUCUCCCUUAGAGAUAGGGUGAGAAGCUCUGUCAUCCGGGAGGAGCUCGAAAUAAAGCCACUGCUCCUCCACAUCGAGAGGAGCCAGAUGAGGUGGUUCAGGCAUCUGGUCAGGAUGCCACCCUAACACCUCCCUAGGGAGGUGUUUAAGGCAUGUCCGACCGGUAGGAGGCCACGGGGAAGACCCAGGACACGUUGGGAAGACUAUGUCUCCCAGCUGGUCUGGGAACGCCUCAGGAUCCCCCAGGAAGAGCUGGACCAAGUGGCUGGGGAGAGGGAAGUCUGGGCUUUUCUGCUUAGGCUGCUGCCCCCAGGGCCCCGACCUCAGAUAAGCGGAAGAAGAUGGAUGGAUUGAUCUAAAGUUUGCCGACUUCAUUCUCUUUCUGUAUGACAGAUAUUCCUAUUAUUUAUGCAAUAAAAAAUGUAAACAAUUGAUCAUUACAUUGUUGGUUGUUUUGAA